Eublepharis macularius is the source of this 2511-nucleotide messenger RNA. It is a transcript of the gene SPRYD3, whose product is annotated as SPRY domain containing 3. The coding region runs from base 105 to 1421 and encodes 438 amino acids. Gene Ontology annotation, molecular function: protein binding. Lineage: Eukaryota; Metazoa; Chordata; Lepidosauria; Squamata; Eublepharidae. The record is from RefSeq and is a predicted model, not a curated record. The transcript has 11 exons.
GCAGCCCGGAUGUGAGCUGGGCGGCAGGCGGCUGAGCAGAGAGGAGGAAGAAGCGGAGCGGCGGCUGGAGGCGAGCCAAGUGGCGGCGGAGAAGGGAGGGGCCCAUGGAGGGAGAGCAAGGCCCUUUCGGGAUCCUUCCAGCCAUAAUGGAUGAUUUAAACCUGCACUACAGAUUUUUGAACUGGAGGAGGAGGAUUCGGGAAAUCCGAGAGGUGCGAGCUGUCCGGUACCAAGAGCGAUUCAAGCACAUCCUUGUCGAUGGAGACACGUUAAGUUAUCAAGGAAACUCUGGCGAAGUCGGCUGUUACGUUGCACCCCAUCCACUGACCAAAGACAACAAUUAUUUUGAGGUAUCGAUUGUGGACAGCGGUGUUCGAGGGACCAUUGCUGUGGGCCUGGUGCCGCAGUACUAUAGCCUGGACCAUCAGCCCGGAUGGCUACCGGAUUCAGUUGCCUACCACGCCGAUGAUGGCAAGCUUUACAACGGCCGAGCCAAGGGCCGUCAGUUUGGGACAAAGUGCAGCUCCGGGGAUCGAAUCGGCUGUGGGAUCGAACCCGUGUCUUUUGAAGUCCAGACGGCCCAGAUAUUCUUCACCAAAAACGGGAAGAGGGUGGGCUCAACCAUAAUGCCGCUUUCCCCGGAGGGGUUGUUCCCAGCUGUGGGGAUGCACUCUCUGGGGGAAGAGGUCCGACUCCAUCUCCACGCAGAGCUGGGCAACGAGGAGGACGACGACAGCAUCAUGAUGGUGGACAGCUACGAGGACGAAUGGGGCCGGCUGCACGAUGUGAAAGUCUGCGGCACACUCUUGGAGUACAUGGGGAAGGGGAAGAGCAUCAUCGAUGUGGGCUUGGCACAAGCUCGGCAGCCCCUGAGCACCAGGAGUCACUACUUUGAGGUGGAGAUUGUGGAUCCAGGAGAGAAAUGCUACAUUGCACUUGGGCUCGCUCGCAAGGACUACCCGAAAAACCGGCAUCCGGGUUGGAGCAGGGGAUCGGUAGCCUACCAUGCAGAUGAUGGCAAGAUCUUUCAUGGGAGCGGAGUGGGGGACCCCUUUGGGCCCCGCUGCUACAAAGGAGACAUCAUGGGUUGUGGAAUCAUGUUUCCCCGUGAUUAUAUCCUUGAUAGUGAAGGUGACAGCGAUGACAGCUGUGAUACGGUGGCUAUCAGAGCCAAGCCCCGGGGUGUGAGGAAUGUCCUGUACCUGCACCAGGAAGCAGAGGAAGAAGAAGAGGAAGAAGACGACGGGGAGGAGAUGGAGCAGGAGCAUGAAGGCAAGAAGGUGGUGGUGUUUUUCACACGCAAUGGGAAGAUUAUCGGCAAGAAAGAUGCCGUGGUGCCAUCCGGGGGCUUCUUUCCCACCAUCGGGAUGCUGAGCAGUGGGGAAAAGGUCAAGGUGGAUUUGCAUCCGCUCAGCGGCUGAGGACCAGAGGACAAAGGAACGCCCGUCUCUUUCUUUUUGCCAUUCCUCGGGGCUGCCUGAUUUGAUUGUUUGGAAUGUUCUUCAUUGCACUUCCAGCCUCUGCCUCCAGGGGCAGCAUUUUCAUCUGUCGGGCCAUAUACAUAUCUGUAUCUAACAUCACCUGAGCCACUUACCUGUCUCUUUACUGCUCAGUUGCAGCUGCCGUUGGGCCACUGCCGGAUGCUGGAAAAAUCCUGGCCCUCUUGUUUUCAACAAGGCCUGGGUUCAGGUGCUGGGGCGGAGGCUUCUUCCGUUUGCUGCUUCAGAGAGCAGUUCCAAAUUUUGCAUGCGGCCAUCGCUCCUCCUCCUUUGGAAGAAAGGCUGGGCAGGAGCUUGGCUUGGCUUGGCUUGGCGGCUCCACACUCAAAGCAGGCGGGGAGGGGGCAGGGCACAGGCCAUAACAAUUUAGUUCAUUUGCUGGCGGAGCAGUGUCAGGUGCUCUCUGCCAUUACUAUGGACCUCCUUGCAUUACCACCUAAGAGGUUGGAGGGCUGCCCUCCCCUCCUCAGCCACGCCAAUCAAUCCUGCAACCCUCUAGCCUUCUUUCUCGCCCUCCUCUUCUAGCGCUGCAACUUCCCCUCUCCACAAGUGCUUUCCUGAUCCUUAAACAUACUUAUUCCUUGCCGCCCCUUAUUUGGAACUCCAUCUUUCCCGGAAGAGGGGGUGAGUGGGAAAGAAUGGAUCGUUGCCUCCGAGUUAUCUCCGCCCUGUAUUCAUGGGAAAGCACGAGGUUUCCCUGUUACAGAGUUCUCUUCCACGCUCUUCCGUCAGCACCUCUUCUGCCAAAUACUGUCCCUGAGGAGGAGGAGGAGGGGGUGGCACCUUCCCAUUUCCCUUUCCUGAAGCAUGGACGUUCUGUUAUUGUGUGGAGGAGGUCUAGGGCCCUCCUGCCUCCAAGAAGAGGGGAUAUUUGUUCUGGGUCCGAUGCUGCUGCUGUUGUAAACCCUUCUUGUUGCUGCUGGCACUGCAAUUCAAAUCUGUUGAUUUUUUUUGUCUCGGGAGAGAGAUGUAUGCAUCAUGCCCUGUAAUUGAAUACAUAAUUUGCCUUCGA